Molecule: messenger RNA, 6106 nt
Organism: Notolabrus celidotus (New Zealand spotty)
Lineage: Eukaryota; Metazoa; Chordata; Actinopteri; Labriformes; Labridae
Gene: pla2g4ab
Product: phospholipase A2, group IVAb (cytosolic, calcium-dependent)
Exons: 19
Coding region: 507-2756 (749 amino acids)
Biological process (GO): glycerophospholipid catabolic process
Cellular component (GO): nucleus; cytosol; endoplasmic reticulum
Molecular function (GO): calcium-dependent phospholipid binding; calcium ion binding
Source: RefSeq, a predicted model, not a curated record
UGCGGACGUCGUUACGCAUAUGAGCGUUUGGAGAGGUGGAGAGCUACCGUCAGCUGCAGCUUCCUCUGCUGAGUCAAAUCUGACUCUUCCUCGGAAUUCCCGUCACUUACCCCUUCCUUUUCUGUUUGUUCAACGUUUCUAUUAUACAGAAGGCUAUUUUUAGUCCUAGUUUGCUUUUGUUUAUUUCACUUUUUCCUCAAGUUGUGGUCUGACAACGCAAGCGGAGAAACUCCCCCCUGAAACCCUGACUGCCGGGUGUGCGUGCCAUACAUCAGCCGAGAAGAAGCACCUCCUCCGGCUUCAGUCCUGCUGUGAUGGACCGAUACUGUCGAUCAGCAUGACACACUUUUCAGGAUUUGUGAGUUGAUUGCGCUCUCCGGUUGUACGUUUCCAUUUUCGUCUUGGAGGAAGGUGCGAGAUUGCUGCAGUUUGUUGCUGAGAUGUUCUCCUGAGUGACAGUUGAAUUCUUGACACUAGCUUUCUUGACUUUAACCUGAUUUCACACAAUGGCUUCCAAUAUAAUUGUGGAACAGCAGUUUUCUCACAAAUUUACAGUGACGGUGGUUCGAGCUGAGAGUGUCACCAAAGGAGCGCUGGGUGACCUGCUGGACACUCCAGAUCCAUAUGUGGAGCUGUAUGUCCCCACAGCACCAGAGAGCAGAAAAAGGACCAAACACAUUGACAACAACAUCAACCCAAAAUGGAACGAGACCUUUCAGUUCAUAUUAGACCCAAACCAGCAUAACGUCCUUGAGCUAACAUUGAUGGACGCCAAUUAUGUGAUGGAUGAGACACUUGGGACAGCAUCCUAUGAUAUCACGAAGCAUGGAAUAAGCUGUAAGAAGACGGAGGCUUUCCUGAUUGGCAAAGCAACCAAAGUAUACUUAGAGAUGUCGCUGGAGAUCUGCACCAAACUGGACCUGCGGUUCAGUCGGGCCCUGUGUGACGAAGAGAAGCAGUUCAGACAGACCCGCAGAGAAAGAGUGAUGCUGGGCAUCAAGAAGCUGCUAGACAUGGAGAAGCCUCGUUUCCUCCCCAGCUCUCCAGAAGAGGUGCCAGUGAUCGCUAUUGCAGGUUCAGGGGGCGGUUUUCGUGCCAUGGUGGGGUUCUCAGGUGUGAUGAAAGCCUUGUUCGAGUCUGGGGUCCUGGAUUGCGCCACAUAUGUUGCUGGGCUUUCGGGAUCUACAUGGUACAUGUCCACUCUGUACUCGCACCCAGACUUUCCAAAUAAGGGCCCAGGGGACAUCAACCCAGAGCUGAUGAACAGAGUGAGCAGUAACCCUUUGAGGCUGUUGCUGCCACAACAUAUCACCAACUACAUCCAGGCCCUCUGGACCAAAAAGGCCACAGGGCAGCCAGUAACCUUCACAGAUAUCUUUGGUAUGCUCAUAGGAGAGACGCUUAUACCUGCGAGAAUGGACAUUAAGCUAAGCAGCAUCCAGGAGAAAAUAGACCAAGCCCAGAGUCCUCUUCCUCUCUUCACAUGUCUGCAUGUCAAGCCAGAUGUGUCUGAGCUCAUGUUUGCAGACUGGGUGGAGUUCAGCCCGUAUGAAAUUGGAAUGGCAAAGUACGGCACCUUCAUGACGCCUGACUUGUUUGGGAGCAAGUUCUUCAUGGGAACUGUUGUCAAGAAGUAUGAGGAAAACCCUCUUCAUUUUCUCAUGGGUGUGUGGGGCAGCGCCUUCUCCAUCCUAUUCAACAGAGUCCUGGGAGUCAAAGACACAGUGGGUGGCAGCACCAUGGAGGAAGAGUUAGAGCAGAUUAAACCGCAGCACAUCGUGGGAGAAGACAGUCUGGACAAUGACGAAGAGCCACGUAAAGCGGGGUCAGAGAACCAGGAGGCGGAGGACGAGUACCAUCGCACGGCUCAGGCAAGCUGGGUUCAACGAAUGUUCACGUCCCUCUUCAGCGACUCUGCUUUAUUCAACACAAGAGAGGGCCGAGCAGGGAAGGUGCAUAAUUUCAUGUUGGGCUUGAACCUGAACACCAACGUACCGUUCUCUCCAUGCAGUGAUGUUGCAUGCCACGCCCCUACACCUGAGGAGGAGGUGGAUGCUGUCACAGACCCGGAUGAGUUUGAUCGUAUUUAUGAGCCUCUGGAUGUGAAGAGUAAGAAGAUCCAUGUAGUGGACAGCGGCCUAACCUACAACCUCCCCUACCCUCUCCUCCUGCGGACGCAGCGCACUGUCGACCUCAUCAUCUCCUUUGACUUUUCUGCACGACCAAGCGACUCCAGCCCGCCUUUCAAGGAGCUCCUUUUGGCUGAAAAGUGGGCACGAAUGAACAAGCUUCCAUUCCCCAAGAUCGACCCUAAAGUCUUUGACCGUGAGGGCCUGAAGGAAUGCUAUGUCUUCAAGCCAAAGAUAGGCGAAAGGAACUGCCCGACUGUCAUCCACUUUGUCCUGGUCAACAUCAACUUCAGGAAAUUCAAGGCACCCGGUGUUCCCAGAGAGACCGAGAAGGAGAAGGAGUUGGCUGAUUUUGACAUCUUUGAUGAUCCAGAGAGCCCGUUCUCCACUUUUAACUUCCAGUAUCCAAACGAGGCCUAUGUCAGACUCCAUGACCUAAUGGAGUUCAACACUCUCAACAACCUGGAGGUGAUCAAAGAAGCUAUCAAGGACUGCAUCGUGGCCCGGAAAGAGAACCCCUUGUGCCGCCCCGCUCCCUUCUCCCUCAGUGAGAUCCCAAAAAAGAAGUUCCUUAAAAGAGAGUCUCUAGUAAAACCCUGGAGCCGCCUGGAAAACGACAAACAGUAGCUCGGUCCAGGACUUUGGAUAAAGAGGACUUUCGGGUUUUUGUAGAAUCUGGCUUCAAGUGAAGCGUCUUCAUUUUGGAAAAUGCAAUCAAGUUGAUCCUUUUCUGUCUACUUUAAAUCAUAACUUUGAGCCUAAGCUCUUCCUGGUUAACUCCACAUGAUUGCAUUCAUAAACAACUCUCCUCUGCCUGCUGUGAUGAUGAAAAAGACCACUUUCUAAAAAUCGCAGUGUGACUCUAUCAUAAACUUUUUUAUGAGAAUUUCAUGAAUACUUUACUCUUUUAUUUGUUUGACAGUGAAUCCCAAACAAAGAUAUCUUUUCUAUCCCUCUACUUUUGUGUUAUAAUGUGAUUUUUAUCAGUUGCAACAUUCAGAUCCUGCUGGAUGCACUUCGUCUAUAACUCUUCAUGCAGGCUUGCUGUUUCUAAAUUUGACCUGCAGCUGUUUGAAGCCUCACCUGUAUCCUCCUUGUUUGUUAGCUGAACUCUUUCCAUAUUUAGAGUGCUUCCCCAUAGCAUGCAAAUCAGUGUGUUUGUGUUUUUUCUCCACCGGAUGGCUCGUCUAAACAUGUAAUCCUGUUUAAAAACAUGGACGAGGAGCUGGUUACCGUCGGUUUUGUUUGAUGGCAACUCCUAAACACCCUGAGUGCACCCCUUCUGGAUACCUCAAACAUCUCAAUGUUGCUCACCCACCUACAGUCAGGGAGUGCCCCCUGCUCUCCUGCAGGGCGUGUCUCAUAUUUAAGCCUCCAUUUUGGAAAAACAAAACUUGACACCAUAGAAACGGCCUCGCUUCUUUGCUGCAUUGGGAUAAAGGUGUGUUUAUUUUCCUGACCAUGUUGUUUCAGGCUGCCUUUAGAUACCGGCACGGUUUGUUUUUCACAGGCCAUUUCCUCCCUUAACAAACCCCUGGACUCCUUGAACGCCCCGCACUGUGCAGCAGCGCCUCAGUCAGGGUGAAGAAUGAUGGGUGGAGUGGUGGGUGCCAUCAUGAGACCUGCUCGCAGCUGGAAACUGCAUCUCUCUGUGGCACUCAGUGGAAUUAUACACACUACACCUACACCUGCUGCAGUGGAGGCCUGGAAUCUGACACACUACACCUAUACCUGCAGGGGCCCGAGGCUGCACACGGAGCAGUGGAAUUUUACACUGGAGCAUUUACAUCAACCCCUAUAUGCUCAAGUUUCACCUAUGGAUGACACAGAGGAGAAAAUGUGACCUGUAGGCUUGCUGCAGGGAUUCAUGAUCCACCUUUAUUUUUUUUAUCAUAGUAUGUGUCAGCUUUUGUAUGUUUUUGUUUGAGGAAUAUCUUGAUUUUCUUGCAAUGACUCACUACCACUCUCAUAUCUCUCUGUGCAAAAAGAAAUUCACCUUGACACAACGUCUUGUUCAGGACUACAGUGGAGUGUGUUUAUGCAGGAUUUCUUCUACCAGUCUUUUUUUUAAAAAGAAGAGUUGCAUUCCUGUAUUGUAGGAUGCAAUGACCUCCUCUAUAGUGUUUCAAACUGUGUUAAAGCUCCUGUAAGGAAUUUUUAGCUGGUUGUGAAACAGGCUGAAGUUAACACUGGAGCGUCACUAUGAGCUACAAAGGAAAACAAGACCAUCAUCAACAAAACUGAGGACUUUUGUGUAGCAUUCUUUAAUGCUUGUGACAAAUGCUGCAGGGUAGGUGUCAGGUGAAGUGAGUCACAGCGUAUGGCCUCUACACAUUCCACAGCAAAGAUUAACUCGUAAUAUGAUAUGUUUGUUAAAAAGCAGCAGGAUAAGAUUCAGUAAUGAGACACAGCUUUGUCCACAGAGGGCGCCAAAUUCAACACAAUCCAAACACUCUUAUCAGGAGCUUAAAAAAGAUUACCUCAACUGGUUUUGAAACCUGGGAAGAGUCUGCGUAAAUAAUUUUGGAAUAGACAUUGCAUUAUAUUUAAUUAACUACUCUCUAAAGCUACUAUGUGAACUAUACAGAUAAUGAUGACUGUUUCCCAGAGUUAGCCACUUGGACAGGAGUUGUGAAACAGUUGCAGUUUGGUUAUUUUGAGUCACCAAAAGUACCUGGUUAGCAUUAGAAAAGGCUAUGGUUUAGGCUCAGAUAGUCUAUCAUUGUGGACUUUUGGCUUCACGUGGAAGUGAAUAAGAAAGAACUCGAGGGCAUGUGGGAGAGUUUUACAAAUCUCGACAUGACCAGGCUCAGUCUGUAAGCUAAGUUAACAACCAACUUGCGACUUUGGUUUUUCAUGUAGUAUAAAAAUAAGUUUGGAAUAAAUAUUGAAUUAUUUUUAAUUAACUACUUGCUAAGGCUAUUUUUAUCUGAACCUUAGAUGAAGAUGACUGUUUCCCUUAGACAUGAGUAGUGAAACAGUUGCAGUUUGGUUAUGUUGAGUCACCAAAAGUACCUGGUUAGACUUAGAAAAAACUAUGGUCUAGGCUAAUCCUAGUAUGGGAUAAUCUAUCAUUGUGGACUUUUGGUUUCACAUGGAAGUGAAUAAGAAAGAACUUGAGGUGCAUGUGAGAGAGUUUUACAAAUCUCGACAUGACCAGGCUCAGUCUGUAAGCUAAGCUAAGCUAACCAGCUAGCGACUUUGCUCUUUUAUGUAGUUGCAAAAAUAAGUUUGGAAUAAACAUUGCAUUAUUUUUAAUUAACUACUUGCUAAAGCUACUUUUAUGUGAACCAUAGAUGAUGAUGACUGUUUCCCAGGGUUAGCCACUUGGACAGGAGUUGUGAAACAGUUGCAGUUUGGUUAUGUUGAGUCACCUGAAGUACUCGGUUAGAUCAUGGUCUAGGCUUGGAUAAUGUAUCGUUGUGGACUUUUCGUUUCACGUGGAAGUGAGUAAGAAAGAACUUGAGCUGCAUGUGGGAGAGUUUUACAAAUCUCGACAUGACCAGGCUCAGUCUGUAAGCUAAGCUAAGCUAAACUAACCAGCUAGCAACUUUGGUCUUUUUUGUAAUUAGACAUACGAGAGUGGUGUAAGUCUUGACCCAUGCAUGUUACUGUAUUGUUGAAAUCCUUUUCUAUACUGACUAAUAGUCAAAGCGAUAACGCAUCAAGCAUUGAUCCUUUCAUGAAUCCUUUUGUGACAUCUUGUCAAACUCUCAUGUUACUUCUCUAUUUUUCCUCCUAUAGGAUAGAGACACUUUAUUGAGAGACCUGUAGUCAUUUUUAAUGUUCUAUAUUUUUUGCUCUUUGCCUUUUUUAUGAUUCCUGACAAUGUUUACAAAUGUCUCAGAUUCUAAAUGGUCAGUUUUGAGGAACUAAGAAAUGUACAUAAAAACCCCUGUGGUCAUCAUUUUAUAACUGGCAAAACAUGACAUGUUUAUGUGCAUCGUAAAAAGGCUGAUAAUAAAACAAAGAAUGUA